Molecule: messenger RNA, 1584 nt
Organism: Cryptomeria japonica (Japanese cedar)
Lineage: Eukaryota; Viridiplantae; Streptophyta; Pinopsida; Cupressales; Cupressaceae
Product: pentatricopeptide repeat-containing protein At2g13600
Exons: 1
Coding region: 1-1584 (527 amino acids)
Biological process (GO): RNA modification
Molecular function (GO): protein binding; RNA binding
Source: RefSeq, a predicted model, not a curated record
AUGAGAAAGACGGUAUCAAUAUUAUUACAACAACAUCGUUUAAAAAAUCAUUUGCAUGGAGGCAAUAGUCGUAUAAGAUUCAAGUUGAAAGAGGAUAUGGAGUGGGUUAAGGAGGCUAAUUAUCAUUCUCUCUUCCGACAAUGCAAAUCCUUGACACACACCAAACUGCUCCAUUCUCACAUCAUUCUAACAGGUUUUAAGCUUCCGGUUUCUACAGAGAGUCUUCUGGUAUCCCUAUAUGCCAAAUGGGAUUCCUUGGAUGAUGCACGUCGUGUGUUUGACAAAAUGCCUAAACGAACUGUUGUGUCAUGGACGGUAAUAAUAUCUGGGUAUGUUCGGCAAGGAAUGAGUAAGGAGGCUUUGGUGUUCUUUAACAGAAUGCGACUAGAGGGAAUGCAACCCAACGAGUUUACCUUCGCUACUGUGCUCCCAGCGUGCGCGCACCUAGGAUUCCUGCAAUACGGAAAGCGGCUUCAUCAGGAUGUAGUUAGAUGUGGGUUUGCGUCUGAUGUGUUUGUGACUAGUGCUCUUGUCGACAUGUAUUGCAAAUGUGGAAACAUGAAGAAUGCACGCCUUGUGUUUGACCAAAUGCCUCAACGAAAUGUAGUCUCAUGGAAUGCCUUAAUUGGGGGAUGUCUGUACAAUGGAUAUGUAGAUGAAGCUCUUAGGAUGUUUCGGGAUAUGCCGGAGCAUAAUGUGGUUUCAUGGAGUGCAAUUAUUGGGGGAUAUGUGCAGCAUGGGUUUUUUGAGAAAGCUCUGGAGAUGUUCCGAGAAAUGCAAGCAACAGGACUUAAGGCCAAUCCUGUGACCUUUGCCUCUCUUCUUCCUGCUUGCGCCAACUUAGCUGCUCUUAAUCAAGGCAAGGAAGUUCAUCAAGAGAUAAUUCGGAGCGGAUUUCAGCGUAAUGCCUUUGUAGAAAGUGCUCUUGUGGACAUGUAUGCCAAAUGUGGGAGUUUGGAGGAGGGGUACAAAGUAUUCAAGAAAAUUCAUAAACAGGAGCUAGUUUCAUGGAAUGCUAUGAUUUUUGGAUAUGCCAUGCACGGGUGUGUGGAGGAUGCUCUUAAAUUCUUCAAUCAAAUGCUGCAGUCAGGCACAAAACCAGACAGCAUUACCUUCAUUGCUGUUCUCUCUGCAUGUUGUCACGUUGGCCUUGUACAUGAUGGGUGGAAAUAUUUUCAUAGCAUGAACCAAACCUACCAGAUUACGCCUGGACUAGAGCACUAUAGCUGCAUGGUUGACAUUCUCGGCCGCGCUGGACACCUAGAUGAGGCACACGAGUUGAUACUCAAAGUGCCAGGUAAACCUGAUCCUACUCUGUGGGUUUCUUUGCUUGGUGCCUGUAGACUCCAUGCCAAUGUGGAGUUAGGGGAAUGUAUUGCCAAACAUCUAUUUGAGAUGGAUCCUGCACAUUCUGCUCAUUAUGUACUGCUAUCAAAUAUAUAUGCUGUAGCUGGAAGAUGGGAAGACAGAGAAAAUGUGAGGAAAUUGAUGAAAACGAAGAGCAUUAAAAGAAUGACAGGCUGCAGCUGGAUUGAAGUCAAUAAUAAAGUUCAUACUUUCAGAGCAGGGAAUGGCAAAGCUUAG